UUUAAAGUCCGUAAUGUUUGCCCAUCUUUCUUUCUGACGGUCUUAGAUUCGGAGCAAUUCGUUCCAUGUUGGCUGGUUGAAGCUUAUCAGCUAUACUUAUUCAGUAGUGUAGUAUCUACCUGGGUAGGUAACUAACAAAACUAUUCCGGGAGUCUUGCUAGAAGUGGAUUCGAACCAUCAAUGCCUCGAUUCGACUUAGCUACUGAUUAUUAGGUAGCGUCGAACAACAUCGUCGCCCCCACACCGUCACGAAUAAAGGUUAGACUGCGGCUUAUAAUUCCCGCCCACACCAUUUUCCCCUAAAGCCAAGCAGUCAGGUUCGGCGGUGAAGGGAGCUACUCCGACCUGACGAUCCUACAUACUCAACCUGGAGGGAUACACAAGACAUACAAGGCCCUACCUGAACAUUAGGGUAGUAAAGCCACCACAUAGUUAUACCUUAUUCCCUUUCCUAUUCCUUAGCCCAAUUCCCCCUCCAUCGUUCCUGUUGUCGAAUAUUCACCCCUAGAAAGUAUCGACAACAUGGCGGAACCGACAAACACCCCAAUGCCAACGGCACCGCCAACCCCACGCUCCACCUCCCCCGCACUCGGCGCCACACGCUCUAGCAACACACUCAGUCCCCCCAAACAUAUCGGGAUACCAACGGUAACAUCCUUGUCCGUUCUGGGCGGUCCGACGGGGAGCAAGCCCGUCGUGCUGCACAUCGGGGAUCCCGUCAAGUAUAACCCGGAGACUUACACGGAAUUCGCGGCUCAGUUUGAGGUCGUGCGCCCGUCCGUCGAUGAACGUCAAAGGCCCGCCUUCAUCCAGGCCCUGCGCGAGAAGCGCUGGGGGGACUUCUCUGCCAUCUUCCGCCCCUUUUGGGGUACAGGUGGUGAGAUGGGUAACUGGGAUGCAGAACUCAUCUCUCUACUUCCCGAUAGCGUCAGAGUCUUCGCCAGUGCCGGCACUGGCUUCGACUGGGCUGAUACGCAGUUGUUGGGUGAGAAAGGUAUCGUAUACUGCAACGGUGGCCUUGCCGCCGCCGAGGCUGUAUCCGACUUCGCCCUCGCCAUGAUCAUUUCGACGUUCCGCGUACUGCCGUACUGCAUCUCGUCGGCAGCAACAGCCGACAACUUCCAGACAUGUCACGCGAGCGCCACAGCGCAAUCGCACAAUCUGCGUGGCCGUGUCCUAGGUCUCGUAGGGCUUGGGAAUAUCGGCCAACAGAUUGCGCUUAAGUGCAGCGCCGCUUUUGGUAUGGAUAUCGUAUAUUACGAUGUCGAGCGCAAGCCGCCCACAGUCGAAACUCGGUUGCGCGCGCGCUAUGCGAACAGCCUCGAGCAGCUUGUGCGUCAAUCGGACUGUGUUGUGCUAUGUGCACCUGGUGGCGCAGGUCAGAUUAUUAACUCGGAGAGCCUUAGGUGGUUCCGGCCUGGUGCGCGCCUUGUUAACGUCGCGCGAGGAUCUCUCGUCGAUGAUGAGGCGGUGGCCGAUGCGUUAGAGCAAGGAUGGCUCAGCAGCGCGGCACUCGACGUGCACGCCACCGAGCCCAAUGUUCAUCCUAAGCUGCUGGCACUUGCGGGAACUAAAGCUCUCCUGACUUGCCAUAACGCUGGUGGUACUGUCGAAACCCAUAUCGGCUUCGAGGAGCUUGCUAUGCGCAACAUCAUGGCUGUGCUAGCGGGCGGACAGGCUAUCACACCAGUCAACACACAGUGGUUGAGUGGUAAAGCCGCGUCAUGAAAGGAGGCGACUGGAUAUGUAACCGGUUUACAUCGGCCAAAUAGACAAACUUUACGUUACUAACGAGCAAGACGGCGUUGAAUGGCUUGAAGAUAUACGUUUCUUGAUUUUUCUAUUUUUCUUUCAGCGAGUCAGCAAACAAGCGAGCAAGACGAACGAUAAUCUAACAAAAUAACAUGGGUUUACUCGGCGGGGAUCAAAUACCCAUAGAUGGAAUGGAAUGGAGCAUCUGUAGAUAGGGAUUUGGGGUUUAGGGGGGCC
This is a messenger RNA of Daldinia vernicosa, 1989 nucleotides long. RefSeq lists its product as uncharacterized. The transcript has 2 exons. Gene Ontology annotation, cellular component: cytosol. Bases 523 to 1728 code for a protein of 401 amino acids. The record is from RefSeq and is a predicted model, not a curated record. Gene Ontology annotation, molecular function: glyoxylate reductase (NADPH) activity; NAD binding; hydroxypyruvate reductase [NAD(P)H] activity. NCBI's taxonomy places the organism in Eukaryota, Fungi, Ascomycota, Sordariomycetes, Xylariales, Hypoxylaceae.